Messenger RNA from Rhinopithecus roxellana (golden snub-nosed monkey), 1880 nucleotides. RefSeq names its product golgin subfamily A member 6-like protein 1. The record is from RefSeq and is a predicted model, not a curated record. The coding region runs from base 1 to 1689 and encodes 562 amino acids. NCBI's taxonomy places the organism in Eukaryota, Metazoa, Chordata, Mammalia, Primates, Cercopithecidae. The transcript is spliced from 9 exons.
AUGAUGUCCGAAGAAACCCCACAGAUCAAAUUGGCCAAGGCCAAGGAAAAGUUGAGAGACGCUCAUCCCCAGGCCAACCCUCGUGUUGGUACAGGAGCAAGCGACACCAAAAAGAAGAACAUAAAUAAUGGCGCUAACCCUGAGACAACCACUUCUGGUGGUUGCCACUCACCUGAGGAUGAAAAGAAGGCAAGCCACCAACAUCAGGAUGCCCUAAGGAGGGAGCUAGAGGCCCAGGUUCAUAUCACACAAAUCCUUACAUUUCAGAAAACGGAGCUUCAGACGGCACUCUAUUACAGCCAGCAUGCUGUCCAGCAGUUGCAAGGAGAGACCAGGGAUCUGGUGUGCCGUCUCCAUGAUUCAUGGAACUUUGCCGGAGAAUUAGAGCGGGCCCUCUCUGCUAUCACUACACAGAAGAGGAAGGCAGACAGGUACAUCGAGGAGUUAACGAAGGAGAGGGACGCCCUGAGUCUGGAACUGUACAGGAACACCAUAAUCGAUGAGGAGCUGAAGCAGAAAAAUAUCAAAUUAGAAGAAAAACUUCGACUUCAAGAGACUCAAAAGUCUGACAUCCAGCUCAACGUAAAGGAGCUAGAAAGGAAGCUGGAGAGGGCCAAGCUCCUGCUGCCACAGCAGCACCUGCAGGCGGAGGCUAACCACCUGGGUAAGGAGCUUCAGAGUGUGUCAGCAAAGCUCCAAGCCCAGGUGGAAGAGAACAAGUUGUGGAACCGCCUGUACCAGCAACAGGAAGAGAAGAUGUGGAGGCAGGAGGAGAAGAUACAGAAGCAGGAGGAGAAGAUACGGGAGCAGGAGGAGAAGAUACGGGAGCAGGAGGAGAAGAUACAUGAGCAGGAAGAGAAGAUACGGGAGCAGGAAAAGAAGAGGCAGGAGCAGGAGGAGAAGAUGUGGAGGCAGGAGGAGAAGAUACAGGAGCAGGAGCAGAAGAUACGGGAGCAGGAAGAGAAGAUGUGGAGGCAGGAGGAGAAGAUGCAUGAGCAGGAGGAGAAGAUACAGGAGAAGGAGGGGAAGAGGCGGGAGCAGGAGGAGAAGAUGUGGAGGCAGGAGGAGAAGAUACAGGAGCAGGAGCAGAAGAUACGGGAGCAGGAGGAGAAGAUACAGGAGCAGGAGGAGAAUAUGCACAAUCAGGAGGAGAAGAUACGGGAGCAGGAGGAGAAGAUACACGAGCAGGAGGAGAAUAUACGAGAGCAGGAGAAGAAGAGGCAGGAGCAGGAGGAGAAGAUGCGGAGGCAGAAGGAGAAAAUGUGGAGCCAGGAGGAGAAGAUACGGGAGCAGGAGGAGAAGAUGUGUGAGCAGGAGGAGAAGCUGUGGGAGAAGGAGGAGAGGAUGCGGGAGCAGGAGGAGGAGAUGUGUGAGCAGGAGAAGAAGAUGUGGGAGAAGGAGAAGAAGAUGCGGGAGCAGGAGGAGAAGAUGUGGAGGCAGGAGAAGAAGCUACGGGAGCAGGAAGAGAAGAUGUGGAGGCAGGAGGAGAAGAUACGGGAGCAGGAGAAGAAGAUCUGGGAGAAGGAGGAGAUGAUGCAGGAGCAGGAGGAGAAGAUGUGGGAGCAGGAGGAGAAGAUGUGUGAGCAGGAGGAGAAGAUGCAGAGGCAGGAGGAGAAGAUGCGGGAGCAGGAAAUGAGGCUGUGGCAGCAGGAGAAGAUGCAGGAGCAGGAGGUGAGGCUGCAGGAAUAGGAGGAGAGGCUGGGGGAGCUGGGGCGGAAGGCUGAGCUCUGGGGGAGCAGGCGGAGGUGGUUGCAAAACCCUGGAGAUCAUACAGAGCGACCUCACCAUAACUUAGCAGAUGGUUCCCUCUGCUUUUCCACCAGUCUGUGGCCUACAGUUUAAAUGGUGGGAAGAAGGGUGUGAGAUUUGAGGCUGGGGAG